CCUGUGUUCUCUCCAGGGGUCAUCCUUAAAGGUAGUGGCAAGGCAAGCUUCACCAAUGUCAUCGUAACUGUUCGUUUUGAGGACGUGCCCCAAGCAUAUAAACCAGGAAUUGCAUACGAGGGGAAGAUCAAGGUGACCGGUCCCGACUCUAGUCCCGUUCCCAAUGAGCCUGUGUAUCUCUUCCUACAAAACAGUGGCAAAUCUGAGAACUGGACUCUCACCACAGACAGCAAGGGCAUUGCUUCCUUCUCUCUAGACACUUCUCUAUGGAGUUCUGAUUCUGUCUCUCUGUCGGCUCGUUAUCAAAAGGUUGAGGAGGAUUAUCCGUACGUGCAGGGUUUGCGUAGACCAGAAUAUUCAUCGGAUUACCACUUCGUAAGAGAAUUUUAUUCUAAGAGCAAGAGCUUUGUGAAGAUAAUGCAGGGCGAAGGGAAGUUCUCCUGUGAGAAGGGCGGUAUUGUUCUUGCUCACUACAUCAUCCAAGGGGUGGAGCUGAAAAAGGGACAGACGACCCUGGACUUUUUCUAUCUGGUUAUAUCUAGAGGCAGCAUUCGGCAGCACGGCCGUCUUCCUGUGACCAUUAAAGAAAGAAAAGUUAACCAAGGGCAGCUGAUGCUCUCGCUGCAGCGGAUGCCUGAGCUGACCCCUUUUGCCCAGGUAGUGGUGUACACCGUGUUGCCUGAUGGGAGGCAGUAGCAGACAGCCGAGACUUCCCCAUUCACCUCUGCCUUAAAAACAAGGUGUCCCUGAAGUUCUCGUCCCUCCAGGAGUUGCCAGGGGAGAAGACCUCUCUGAGCCUCCAGGCCCACCCAGGGUCUCUGUGUUCUCUCAGGGCCAUCGACCAGAGUGUGCUGCUGCUGCAGCCUGAACAGGAGCUCACCCUAG
This is a messenger RNA of Oncorhynchus keta (chum salmon), 885 nucleotides long. RefSeq names its product alpha-1-macroglobulin-like. Lineage: Eukaryota; Metazoa; Chordata; Actinopteri; Salmoniformes; Salmonidae. The annotation marks the transcript as partial. The transcript has 6 exons. The record is from RefSeq and is a predicted model, not a curated record.